Theobroma cacao (cacao) is the source of this 2087-nucleotide messenger RNA. It is a transcript of the gene TCP9, whose product is annotated as TCP family transcription factor. Gene Ontology annotation, cellular component: nucleus. Gene Ontology annotation, molecular function: DNA-binding transcription factor activity; sequence-specific DNA binding. The record is from RefSeq and is a predicted model, not a curated record. Lineage: Eukaryota; Viridiplantae; Streptophyta; Magnoliopsida; Malvales; Malvaceae.
CGCUCCUCCUUGUAUAUAUAAAACGAGUUUUAUCAUUUGUUCGAUCUUUGUUUAAGUCAGUACAAAAAGACUUCCCUCAUGUAACCCACCGUUUUGUGUUUCCUUUCCUUCCUUUUUAUAAAAUUCAAAGCAUUUUCAGUGUGCUCUUCUGUGUUGUUUUCUUCUCUAAGGUGUCUCUGCUGCUUCUUACAACAAAACUCAUGGCUGCAAUUCAAAAACAAGAAGUUGAAGAAGAUGAAGAUACAAGAGCGGUUGAUCUCAGCAUCAACGGCGGUGGAGACGCUGCUGCAGCAGCGUCAAAGAAUCCCAAAGAGGAGCCCGACACAGAGGCAGCUAUAGGUGUGAUGCCCAUGGCGGUGCACGUGCCGUCAGCUAUUCCCAUGCCGUUAGUGACGGCGCCACCCACCGCGCCGAAACGGGCUUCCACCAAGGAUCGUCACACGAAAGUCGAGGGACGUGGUCGGAGGAUCCGAAUGCCUGCCACCUGUGCGGCUCGGAUCUUUCAGCUGACCCGAGAAUUGGGCCACAAGUCGGAUGGAGAAACUAUCCGCUGGUUAUUAGAGCACGCGGAACCAGCGAUAAUUGCGGCAACCGGAACCGGCACCGUUCCCGCCAUCGCUAUGUCGGUUAAUGGGACCCUUAAAAUCCCAACUACCUCGAACGCUAACCCCGAACCCGGUGACCCAAGUAAAAAGAAGCGCAAACGACCCGCUAAUAGCGAGUACGUUGAUAUAAACGAUGCCGUGUCAGUUUCAUCUGGUUUGGCCCCUGUAAUUACUUCUCAACGACGACAGCAGCAGCAACAACUACCACCUGUUUUGCCGCAAGGGUUGGUUCCAGUUUGGGCAAUACCAUCAAACGCCGUCGUUCCAGGGGCCUUUUUCAUGGUCCCACCUAUGGCAUCCGUGGCUGGGCCUUCCACCGAGCCUCAUAUAUUCACAUUUCCAGCCACCGCUACACCGUUAAUUAACAUUUCGGCUCGGCCCAUAUCGUCGUUUGUAUCCGCCAUGCAACAUGGUGUAAGUAUAGCAGCAACGCCAGGUCAACUUCAAAGUAACGUAGCGGUUACGAGUUCCACACUUCCAGUGUCAAAGACGGUCAAAACGACGUCGGUUAUGGCACCGAGUUCGAGUUCUGCUGCUACUAUUACAAGUAGCAGUGCAAGUACUACGACGACGACGACGACUCAGAUGCUGAGAGACUUCUCGUUGGAGAUUUACGAUAAACAAGAGCUUCAGUUCAUGACUCGACCUUCAAAGCACUGAUUGAAAAACAUAGGAAGACAAGAAGGAGUUCUUGUUGUUAAUAUGUUUUGUUUGGGGUUGGUUCAUGCACUUUCAUUGGUGGCUUCGUUGUUGGUGCAUCCGCCAUGAACGAGCAAAGCUAAACGAGGUCUCUCCCAAGCGUAAAAGGGAGGAGCACGUGCUCACGUGACGGGGUUUUAAAGGUGUGCACGUGUAAUGUGGGGUCGGAUUAGGCGGAGGUAGGGUCCACAUCUGUGGUGGGUCAACACUCAACCAAAAAGCAGAAGGAGAGGCACUCCGUGGACCGUGCAAAGAGUAGGAUUUUUCCUUCUUUUCGUUUUUUCUCUUAAAUACUAAAUCUUUUUCUAAUGAGGGGCCAUGGGGCCACCGGGCCACCUCAUCCCGCUGUCAUGUGAUGUGUGGCUCGGGACCCCAUGGGGGGGAAAAGUGGACCCUACGGGACCGUUUUUGCAAUGUUCCCAAGGUCGCCGCGUGGUGGUCCCUACGGGGGUGGGGGUUGAGGGGGUUUGGUUCGGUGGUCCGAUCGAGACGUGUGGGCCAAAAGCUUAGUCAGUAUGGACUUGAGACACGUGUCUGGAACUUAGCUGUAGAUUGUAGGGACGGCCUUUUUUAUUUUCCUCUUUGACACGUGGGGCCCUUUGGUUUGUAGGGUCUACAAGAUAACGCGAUCACGAUGAAAAAAAAAUGAAUAAAUGAUGAUGAAUGAAGAUGAUUCUGGCAUCAGAUGCUCUUCCCUUCCUCGAUGUUUAUUAUUAGAAUUUGUUUUCCCUUUGAAUUGAAUUUGUAAAAUGCAAGUAAAUCGAUGAACCAUGUUAAUAGACU